AUGGAAUUAGUUAAAGAAGCUAAAUUUCAUCUUGAUCGUAUUAAUAAAUUAAAUAAAUAUCUGAAUGUUUUUAUCAAUUUGGCAGAUAAGGACUCAAUUCUUAAAAAAAUAGAUGAUUCGUUUAAACGUAAUCUUCUUUCACCAUUAGAUGGCAAAAUAAUUGCUAUCAAAGACAAUAUUUGCACAAAAGAUAUGCCAACAACAUGCUCCUCAUAUAUAUUAAAAUAUUAUAUUUCUCCAUAUGAGGCAACAAUUGUAACAAGAUUAAAAAAUGCAGGAGCAAUUAUUCCUGGAAAAACAAAUAUGGAUGAAUUUGCAAUUGGAUCUACUACUACUAAUACUAUUUUUGGUCCAACAUUAAAUCCAAUCAAUUUAAAAAAUUCAUUCUCAGCAGGCGGAAGUUCUGGGGGAAGUGCAGCAGCAGUAUCAGCUGAAAUGUGUUAUGCCGCUAUAGGAACUGAUACAGGAGGUUCUGUUAGACUUCCUGCUUCAUACUGCAAUUGCGUUGGAUUUAAACCAUCUUAUGGCCUUAUAUCAAGAUGGGGUGUAAUAGCUUAUUCAAAUUCCUUAGAUACUGUUGGUAUUAUUAGUAAAACUGUACAAAGAGUGAGAGAAACAUUCAAUAUUUUAAAUGUUUAUGAUCCAAAAGAUCCUACAAGCUUAUCUAAUAAAGAAAGGUCAAAACUAAAAAAAUUUAGAAAUAAAAAACUAACUAUUGGAAUACCACUGGAUUUUAAUAUCAAUCUAAUUUCUCUUUCUGCAAAACGAAUAUGGAAAGAGGCUAUUGAAUAUUUAAAAUUUAAAGGGUUUAAUAUAGUACCAGUAACACUUCCAAAUAUAAAAUAUUCACCUAUAGUAUACAAUAUCAUUACAUCAGUAGAAGCAUCCUCAAAUCUUGCAAAGUACAAUGGGUUUAUUUAUGGUCAUUCAGCCAAUAUAAAUGAUAAUGAAGAUUUGUUCCAAAAAACAAGAGAUGAAGGAUUUGGAGACGCAGUUAAACAAAAGAUUCUACUGGGUGUAUAUUUUUCAGCUUAUACUAAUUAUUUUGAAAAAGCACAAAAGAUUCGUCGACUUAUAAAAAAUGACUUUGAUAAUGUUUUUUGUAUUCCUAAUAAAUCAUCCAACACUAUAAAGGAAAAUAAAGUUCAUAUGUUAAUAAUACCAACAACAUCAUCUCCAGCACCGCUUAUUGAAAAUGUUAAUUUAGAAAUAUCUAUGCUAGAUAUAUAUUUAAUCGACUUUUUCACAAUUUCUGCAAAUCUAUCUGGCAUUCCUGCUAUAACUAUACCAUUUCCUAGCAAUGAAAACGAAAUGCCUAUAGGUAUCCAAUUAAUGGCACCAUAUGGCUAUGAUAAUUCUUUACUUGAUAUAGCAGAAAUAUUUGAACAAAGAUCUUUGCAGAAAUAG
This is a messenger RNA of Pneumocystis jirovecii RU7, 1407 nucleotides long. RefSeq names its product aspartyl/glutamyl-tRNA(Asn/Gln) amidotransferase, A subunit. Bases 1 to 1407 code for a protein of 468 amino acids. The transcript is spliced from 9 exons. The record is from RefSeq and is a predicted model, not a curated record. NCBI's taxonomy places the organism in Eukaryota, Fungi, Ascomycota, Pneumocystomycetes, Pneumocystales, Pneumocystaceae. Gene Ontology annotation, molecular function: glutaminyl-tRNA synthase (glutamine-hydrolyzing) activity. Gene Ontology annotation, cellular component: mitochondrion; glutamyl-tRNA(Gln) amidotransferase complex. Gene Ontology annotation, biological process: glutaminyl-tRNAGln biosynthesis via transamidation; mitochondrial translation.